Molecule: messenger RNA, 583 nt
Organism: Medioppia subpectinata
Lineage: Eukaryota; Metazoa; Arthropoda; Arachnida; Sarcoptiformes; Oppiidae
Source: the annotation of a GenBank genome assembly
GCCGUCCACUCACAAGCGGCCGCUUACGCCAACAUUAUGAGCCCGUGUGUCGCCCGACAGAUACUGUCCGUUAUUAACGUUAUUAUGGGCGCCGACGGCACUGAUGAUGGCAAGAAACGCAUCGACCAAUUGGCCAGAAAUUCCCGAUACUUCCGGCGGCGACUCAAACAGUUGGGUUUUGUAGUGCUCGGCGACGACGACUCACCCGUAGUACCCGUUAUGAUAUACUUUUUGUCUAAAAUAUCAUGUAUCAUACGUUCAGUGGUGACCAAAGGGGUGGGUUUAGUGGGCGCCGGCUUUCCCGCCACAUCCCUAUCCACAGGACGCGUCCGCUUCUGUGUGUCCGCCUCUCACACGAAACAAAUGCUGGACAAAGUGCUGGACGUGAUGGACGAGAUCGGCGAUCGGGUGUCCGUCAAGUACUCAAAGCUACCAAAAAGCGAUGAGAUUAUCGUUUAUUAACAUUUGGUGUUGAGAUUGAAAAUUAUAGCACAUUUCGAGACCAAAACAAAAACAAUUUUAUAUUUGAUUCACAAUUCAAUUAUAAUAAGCCAUAAGAACUACUUUGUUAAUGAAAUUCCAG